AUGUUUACCAAAGAAGAAGCCACUGAAUUCAUCACGGAUAAGCUGAAGAUAAAAGAACCUCUAAGACAGUUUGACAAAAACAGACUAGUAUUAUUGAACAACAUAAUACGAGCUGUGAUGUAUCAAGUUCCGUUUCAAAAUAUCACAUUAUUGUGUUUGCCUGAAAAAGAUAGAAAAGCCCCAACAAUGGAUGAGAUAAAACGGGAUGGUAUUUCACUUGUUGGCGGUUUGUGUAUAGUUAAUAAUGCGAUUUUAAAGAAUGUGUUAGAAGCUAUAGGCUUCGAUAUCGAAUAUGUGUCAGCAACAAUAAUCGAUCCUGACAGCCAUGUGUUGUGCAUUGCGAGCAAUGUAUUGCACGAAGGUGAUAAAUAUUUAGUGGACGUGGGAUGUGGUUAUCCAACAUUUGAAGCCAUUCCGUUGGAUUUCAACGACGAAUCCCCAAUAUAUGAAUUCUCAUUUAUGAAAUUUAAGCUGGUUAGAAAUCAAGGAGUUAUAGAAAGGCAACAUCUUCGCCAGUCAAAAAACCUGUUGAGGUUAGACAGUUACUCUGUCUACGAUCAAUUUGAGACGCGAUGGGUGAAGUUUUACGAAUUCAGCGUCACUCCUGUUGAGUAUUGCCAGUUUGAUUCUACUAUGAAUCUGAUUUACACGGUUCCUGACGCAAGCCCCUUUCUGAUUAGCAUUGUAUUAGUUUCAUUUAAGAAUGGUAAAUGCACGGUGGUAAGGGACAACUUACACUUAGAAGAAGGCGAUGACAACAAACUACACGAAGUGGAACGACUGGAAUCAAAUGAAAGUAUCAUAAGCUGCAUCUCCAAGAUAUGUCCUCAGCUUUCGGAGCUGGAUAUAAAGAAUGCGGUUGAAAUUUGGGCAUCUGAAUAUAAACACUCAACAAACAAGUAA
Messenger RNA from Saccoglossus kowalevskii, 903 nucleotides. RefSeq lists its product as uncharacterized. NCBI's taxonomy places the organism in Eukaryota, Metazoa, Hemichordata, Enteropneusta, Harrimaniidae. The record is from RefSeq and is a predicted model, not a curated record. Gene Ontology annotation, molecular function: acetyltransferase activity.